This is a messenger RNA of Owenia fusiformis, 1096 nucleotides long. The record is from the annotation of a GenBank genome assembly. NCBI's taxonomy places the organism in Eukaryota, Metazoa, Annelida, Polychaeta, Sabellida, Oweniidae.
AUGGCGCAAUUACAGCAACGGGUUGCCGCUUUCUGGUGUGCCCUGGUCUUGCUUCAACAAUUUGAUAUCAUUCUGACAAUGAACAUAAUUAACAUGCGCAGGGAUGAAAGAGUCAAAGGUAAAGCGUAUAAAUCUGGAACUAAAUCAUUCAAAGACCGAAUCAAUGACUUUAAAAGAACGGUUGAUAAGAACAAUAUGGCGGGUGUGAAAUGGGAGGAGAUCAGAAGCAAAAUAGGCGCAAUCAUCAAAGAGCGAAGUCAAUCUGCUAUAGCUGGGGAAACGGUUGGUGACGCGACAGUGCAUAUUCCGUUUAAUAUGCCAUCGUUAGACCAGGGAAUUUCCGUCGACACUUCGAAUGAUGUAAAACUAGAUACCACUAGAAUUUAUUUGCCCAAUAACAGUACAGAUCGCGAUCGUAGAGCGAUAAAUGACAUCGAUGAGUUUGGUGUCAUGAACGCAAUUAAAACAACAGCUCAUUAUCAUCCCAGAGCAGGAUGCGAAAGUGACAAGAAAAAUUAUGGACUGGAUCCCGUCGUGUAAUUCGAACGCCAAUGAAUCUUCAGUUAAAACAUUUUGGAAACAAAGAUCGAUGCUAUACCCGAUGUACCUAACUAUCUCAGCGGUGGUUUAUUCUUUAAUCGAAUGCCAAACCAUGAUGGAGGGGCGUGUAAGAGAGUUGUUGCAAAUAAUCGACUCUGAUGACGUCAUCUCUUUUCUUGAGGUAAUAAACUCUGAUGAUCUGACCUCUAUGCACAACGGUACAAGAAAUGACGACAUUGGCGUUCCUGGAAACGACAUGGUGGAUCCGGAAGGUCCAGAAAAUGCCCGUGAAUAUGCUGCCUUAAAUAUCAUGGCAUAUAACUUUGGAAAAUUACAAGACAUGAGUGAUAUUUUUGACCACUUAAAUGAGUCUAAUCCCGACGAGGUUUUGCAAUUCUCGAAUGCGAGCUUUGACGAUCUAGAUGACAUUAUAACGGAGCAUGAUAUAAUUUCGGCUAUGUUAAAUGACCACGAAACAAUUGAACGAUCUCGAAAGAAACGACAAGCAAACCUACAACGAGAAUACUCCGAUGCCAUUCCAGAAGUGAAUAAAUGA